AUGCUCGCCGCCAGAAACUUCUCUGCUGCUCGCCAAUGCCUGCGCUCGGCCCGCAUGGGCCCCAGCUUCGUCACCUCUGUGUCGCAGCUGCGCAGCUAUGCUACUUCUCCUGACGAGGCUGUCGCCAAGUUCAAGGGCCAGAAGGGCUCUGAUGGCAAGUACACCGUUACUUUGAUUGAGGGAGACGGUAUUGGUCCCGAGAUCUCUCAGUCGGUCAAGGACAUCUUCCAGGCCGCCAAGGCUCCCAUCAAGUGGGAAUCUGUCGAUGUCACCCCCAUUCUCAAGGACGGCAAGACCGCCAUUCCCGACGAUGCGAUCCGCAGCGUCCAGAAGAACUACGUUGCGCUCAAGGGUCCUCUGGCUACCCCUGUUGGCAAGGGACACGUUUCCCUGAACCUGACUCUGCGCCGUACCUUCAACCUCUUCGCCAACGUCCGUCCUUGCCGCUCCAUCGCCGGUUACAAGACCCCCUAUGACGGUGUUGACACUGUCCUGAUCCGUGAGAACACCGAGGGUGAAUACUCCGGCAUUGAGCACGUUGUCGUCGACGGUGUGGUCCAGAGCAUCAAGCUCAUCACCAAGGAGGCCUCCGAGCGCGUUCUCCGCUUCGCCUUCCAGUACGCCCAGUCGAUCAACAAGAAGAAGGUCCGUGUUGUGCACAAGGCCACCAUCAUGAAGAUGUCCGACGGUCUCUUCCUCAACACUGCCCGCGACAUUGCCAAGGACUUCCCCGAUGUCGAGUUCGACGCCGAGCUGCUGGACAACUCGUGCCUGAAGAUCGUCACCGAUCCCACUCCCUACAACGACAAGGUCCUGGUCAUGCCAAACCUGUACGGUGACAUUCUGUCCGACAUGUGCGCCGGUCUGAUCGGUGGUCUUGGUCUGACCCCCUCCGGUAACAUUGGUGACGAGUGCUCCAUCUUCGAGGCCGUCCACGGUUCCGCCCCCGACAUUGCUGGCAAGGGCCUCGCCAACCCCACCGCCCUGCUGCUCUCGUCCAUCAUGAUGUUGCAGCACAUGGGUCUCCACGACCACGCCAACAACAUCCAGAAGGCCAUCUUCGACACCUUGGCCGAGGGCAAGACUCUCACUGGUGACCUUGGCGGUAAGGCCAAGACCCACGAGUACGCCGAGGCCAUCAUGAAGCGCCUGUAA
This is a messenger RNA of Penicillium oxalicum, 1155 nucleotides long. RefSeq names its product isocitrate dehydrogenase (NAD(+)) IDH2. Gene Ontology annotation, molecular function: NAD binding; isocitrate dehydrogenase (NAD+) activity; magnesium ion binding. NCBI's taxonomy places the organism in Eukaryota, Fungi, Ascomycota, Eurotiomycetes, Eurotiales, Aspergillaceae. Gene Ontology annotation, biological process: isocitrate metabolic process; tricarboxylic acid cycle. The record is from RefSeq and is a predicted model, not a curated record. The transcript has 6 exons. Bases 1 to 1155 code for a protein of 384 amino acids. Gene Ontology annotation, cellular component: mitochondrion.